This is a messenger RNA of Linum trigynum, 835 nucleotides long. Lineage: Eukaryota; Viridiplantae; Streptophyta; Magnoliopsida; Malpighiales; Linaceae. The record is from the annotation of a GenBank genome assembly.
CUAUUAAGUUCUGGAGAAUUAUAGACUCAACUAUCGAAAUAUAAAUUAUUAGCCAUAACUAUUAUUGCGGGUCAAGAAAUGGCUAACAACUCUGUAACCGUUAACCAGGCCGGCCAUUACCACGGCAAGGAUCCACGAUCUGUUCGGCUCUCCGAGAUCUCACCUCUUCUCCCGAUCUUCUUCCAGACUCCUCCACCUCCCGUAGGGUGCCGGACCAUCGCUCUGGUCGAUACCUACAUAGACCGAUCCCGCCAGGUGGAGACCCUCCGCGCUAUCAACCACUAUCUCUCCUCCAAAUCCUUGCCCUCACUUCAGACCAACCAAACCCCUUCCAGCAAAUAGAUCAAGGAAACCCUAACGUUCCUUCUCACGAAUCCCGAUUGCCCGAUCAAGAUCAACGGGUCCUUGCUGCCGCUUCUCGAUCUUGAUUUCCGAUUGUUUCAUAUUUAUUUAGCUCGAGGUUUUUGGGCUGGGGGCUUUGUAUUGGAAUCAAUUGGACUAUUUUUCGGUGAUCGUCUAUAUAUGUGCUGUGUGGUUUUGGGUAGGGGUGGGCACGUGGGUGGUUAAUCCGGGAAUUGAUAUCGAUCCACCCGCAAAUAACCCGACCCGCAUGCAAUGGGUGAUUAAUGUGGGUGGAUUGCGGAUUGUUAAAUCUCCCACCCGCACUUAUGAGGGUGGAUGGUGGGUGGAUUGCAGGUCACCCGUAUGACUCGCGUCCUAUUUUUACAUGGAAAAAUGUUGUUUCUUAUAGUAUUGAAUAUACAUCAUAUUUUCUAACUGCACUACAGUCUGACCAUAUACUUCAAAAGGUGGAUAGUAAAGAAUAGUUUUUGAC